AUGACAAUGGCAACGACAAAUCUUGCUACUAUGCCAUUAAGUCUGAACGACUUUUCAGAAAUUUUACCUUCAAAUCAAACCAAUAUCGUAGAUUAUCCCUCUCCCUCGCAUAAUCUAACGAGCUUUAAUUUGGGAUCGUACUCUGAUUUACAAAAUUAUUUUGUCUUAAAUAAUGACGAUCCCGUUGAUGCUGCUGCUCAACCACAACAACCAUUGAGCUUUGAUCAUACAUCAGAAUUUGUUAUAAUGACAACAUGUUCUGCUUGUACGUUUUUAAAUGAUUCUAGAUCUAUUAUGUGCGUAUUAUGCCAUAAUCCAUUAUCUCCACAAGAGUUAAACAUUUCUUAUCUCGACGACAACUAUAACGUGCCAUUUUCUCAACCUUAUUCACUUCCCUCCCAACCGCAAAUACAACAGCAGUUACAACACCAAAUACAACAACAACAACAAUCACUACAACCACAUCCACAACUACAACCAAAUGUCCAACAACAAUUGCCAUUUCCUCGACUUCAUUCGCAUCCUUCCCAACCACGAUUACAACGACAGUUAGAACAACAAAUACAACAUUUACAAAUUCAACGACAGUUACGACCACCAACUACACAACAAUUUCAACCACAGUUACAACCACAAUUUCCAAUCCAAUCACAAACACAAGAACAGCUGGGACAACAUUUGCAAAUGCAACAAAAUGUUCAACUGCAAAUGCAACAAAAUUUUCAACUGCAAUUUCAACAACAACAAUUACAAUCACAGAUGCAGCAAUCGCAAGUGCAACAGCCGUUACUACCUAAACGACAACAAUCUCAAUUACGUACAAAUGCACUUCUACGUAUAAAUGCACUACAACGCAUACAAUUACGACAAAAGUUAUCACAACAACGAUUACAACAACAACGAUCAAAACAACAACGAUUACAACAAUUAAAACGAUUACAACAAACAUCACAUCUACAAACACAACCCCAGUCGCAACCACAACCACAAUUAUUAAGUAAUUUUUCAUUUCCGACAUCUAUUCCUUCCACCCCCACAUCCUUUAACGCGUCUGAUCCAACAAAUAAAUGCGUAUUAUCAAAAACUAAAUUAAAAGUUCUUUCCGAGGGAGAUGCAGAAUAUAACCAAAUACGAGAUUAUUUUUUUAUUGGUUUACCUCACGCUAAUAUACAUUCUAUAAUUCAAUUACAAAUGCCUACUAAAUUAAUUAAUGCUCAUGCACAAUAUAAACAUACUUCAUUAUUAAAUCAUUUAUCGACAACACAAGAAGACAAUUUGGAUAAGUUUACAUAUAGAAUGUUUCAUGGUACCAAAAUUAGUUGUAAUCCUAAGCGGCUCAUUAAUGGGCAUAAUAGUUAUUGCAUGUUUAAUUGUGGUAUGUGCGGUAUAAUACAAAAUGGAAAUCAAAGAAAAUAUAGUAGAUUUAAUGGAAGAAUGUGGUUUGCUAAUAAUUCGGCUAUAUCACUGGGAUAUUGUAAUUUAUCAACUUCCAGAACUUUUUUUAAUUGUACACCUUUUGCUUCAAAGAGUUCUUUAUUGGCCAUGUUUGUUGUCGACGUUGUCUCUUAUAAUUCUAGUGAUAUUAUUAUCGUUGAUAAAGAUGAGGCUACGCUACCUAGAUAUUUGAUAUUAUUUGAAAUCGGAUUUUAA
Molecule: messenger RNA, 1650 nt
Organism: Funneliformis mosseae
Lineage: Eukaryota; Fungi; Glomeromycota; Glomeromycetes; Glomerales; Glomeraceae
Source: the annotation of a GenBank genome assembly